Molecule: messenger RNA, 3264 nt
Organism: Moneuplotes crassus
Lineage: Eukaryota; Ciliophora; Spirotrichea; Euplotida; Euplotidae
Source: the annotation of a GenBank genome assembly
CUCCUAGAAAUUAGAAUUAAAUAUUUUUAGCAAUACAAAAUGGAGAACGUAGAAGAAGUGCUUCUUAAAUACUACUCCCCUCACACCUCUCAGGGGGAGAAGAAGAUAGCCCAGGAAUAUAUCGAAAGCUACCUUAACAACAGUGCUAAUGAAUGGCAACAGAUUAUGGCCAUGAUGGAUAGGCUUACUGAAGAAUCUUGAAAUCUCGCAAUCAGUGGCACGACAGAUACCACCGACCUAAUCUGCCUCCAAUGGCCUCUGAAAGCGCUUACUUACAUAGUGACUAAUUCAUGGGACAAGGUCAUCGACCAGGACAUGUUCUACGCAGAUUUGUUCCAAUUAUAUGAAAAUAAAUUUCAUUUGGUACACAUGGCUAAUAUUAUUUCCAACCAGUUCGUCCUGUUAUUCACUGAACUCGCUCUUUAUGACAAAGCUGACUCUAGGUAUAAGCUUACACUUGGAUGGUUCAUGGAUUUCUUUGACAAAAGUGAUGGCGAGAAUCGUAUAAUGCAUUCUAAGUUUCUCUGAAAAUAUCUUAAAUUUCUCUACGAAGACGCCUUCGAAAAUUUGGAAUACAACAAACUUUCCUUCAAGAAAGAAAUAAUAAUGAAGAGAGACUUUGGGCAAAGCUUUAUUGACAGGCUUGAGGACCUCCUACUAAAUGAUAGCUCUAUCCAAAGCGAUGCUAUAAUGUCAGGGCUUGCCUCGCUGUUUAUUUUCAGAGCUGACCUUAUCAAACAACAAGACACUGAGUUAUUCUGCGACCUGACAAAAUAUGAUAGUCUUAUAUGAUUCCUAGAGCUCACUUCCAAACUGGUUGAGCAGGUGAUUGUAGAUGCUUCUGCUCUCCAACAGGUGCUAGACAAGUGUUGUCAGAUAAUGAAGGAAGACAUUGAUGAACACACGCUUGAUUUCUUGACUCUGACCCUCCAAGACAUCAUAAAGUCCUCCUUUGAAAUUGAUGGGUGCGAUUACAAGUUUCAAAAAGAAGUGAUAGAUUUCAACAUUGGGAUUCUAGUCAAACUCGACAACCAAUACAAAUCAUGAAUGCAUUUGAUGGAGUCUAUCUCCUGCUUUCUCCGAAUGGUCCAUUUUAGCCGAGAAAGAGAAAGUGAUUUCAACGCUUUGAUUCAAGAGUUAAUCCAGAUUUGUAUCAAGAAGACUAUUUACCCAGAGUUCUUCGAUAUUGAGACAACUGUUCCCUCCAAGAGGGAGUACAGGCAGAAGUUCAGAAUCUCAGGUUCCUCUAAACAAAAGCAUGAUAGCGACAAUGAAGACCUCAUCAUUGAUAUGACAGAUGACCAAUCUUCAUUUGUACAUAUGAGGAAUGAGAUCAAAAUGUUGAUCCUCGAAAUUUCUUUGAAAGUGAGAAAACUUCAUUCCAUUUUCCAACAAAUCAUUGAGAUUGCACAAUCCAUAGUUGAAAAUUCAGACAAUUGAUCUGAGGAAGAGCUAGAUUGCAGAAUUGAAGCAGUCUUAAUGGUCUUCUCCCACUUCUUAGAAGGAGGUAAGAAAGACAACAGAAAUUUUACUAAAUAGCACUAUUGACCUUCUUGUGGGUUUCUUCCUUAAAACAGAGAUGAAGGACUUUUUCGCAGGCGAAAAUAGCCACUGAUUGGUUUCUAAGAAAUACCUUGACUGCUUACUACAAUUAAGAUUUUAUUUCACAGAGGAUGAGGACAAGGAUAAAUUAAUCGAGUUUAUUUUACAAAUUAUGUUUGAAAAGAAUAUUUUACUCUCUGAAAAUGCUGGCAAUAUUUCAUACUUUAUCUCCACAUUCCACAGCUUUAUCAAGACAAAUGUUAGUAGGAUAUCUGAAGAAAAUUGUCAGAAGAUAGCAGAAAGCUUAAAGGAAUCUUUGAUCCCCAGCAUUACUGCUGGUGACCAGCAGUACUCGAUUAAGACUCCUUACCUGUUUGAAAUUUUUGGCUAUAUCUCUCAGAAUCCCAAAAGAUCACUUGAAUGAAGAGUUGAAGCAACCAUGGAUGUGUUGGAUUUCAUCAAGAAGAUGUUUGACAAUGCUGAUACUCUCCAUCACUUCAAGCUUUGCCAAAGAUGAACAUUAAGUUUUCUUUCCAGAGUUCCAUCUCCUAUUGAUCCAGAGAUCGGAAGGCUUUUCUAUUUCAUAAUGGAGAUGUUUGUAAAGAAAGCAUGCCCUAAUUUCAGUAUUGACAAUCUUAAUGAAGUCACUAUCUGGGAAGUCGAAAUCAUGGCGAGCAACCGAACCCAACUGGUAUGAAUGCUACAACUUAGAAGGCUCAUCUUGGAGGUUUACAUGAGCUUAUCCUCAAAAAUUGAUGAAGUUAACAAAUUGAAGUUGUUCCAAAUUUCACUCCCUGUUUUGAUUUCCUGAAUAGGUAAAGAUCACGACAGUUUCACUAAGGAAGUUCCGAAAGUCCCUGAAAUUGACAGUACAGUGAUGGCUCUCAUAGAGUCGGUGAAGUAUUAUUGACCUGAGGCGGUAGAACUUCAUAAAUUCUUUGGUUCAAGACUCCUAUUCAUAGUUGACUGACUUUGUUCAAAAAUAGUAGAGGAACAUAUUCAUCAAAAAUCAGAUGAAUUCGCUGAAAUAGAUUCAAUUAUCAUGCAUUAUCUGAGGUAUAUCAAUGAUCUGGUGUUCUACGACUCGCAUGCUUUGUUCUUUCCGUCUGAUGGACCUUCAAGCGAACAUGGAGGAUUCUUCAUAAAUGACCUUCUUGGAUUUCUAUCUAAGAUCAUUUUACAGCCAAUCAGCAGGAAGGUUUCUGAAAAAGCCUUAGAAGUCUUAACAAAUCUUUUAAAAGAUCUAACAAAUUACGAAGACAAACAAACUACAGAAAAGAAAUCAGAAAUGAGUGUCCCUGUUGGGGACAAGUGCAUAAUCGGCAACUCUGAGUGUGAAGGAGUGCUCGCUCAGCUUGAUGAGGUUUCAUCAUCCAUAAUCUGUGACUAUAUCUUCCAAAUAGACUUAACUGAAGCUCCCCAUGACCUUAAAGUUAUAGUCGCCUAUAUCUCUGAAAUAAUGUUUAUUAGAGUGAAACUUGAUCAAACCAUGACUGAAACCCUUAGGAAAUACUGGAAGAGCAAAGGGACUGAUUACAGAUGUAUCCUGGAGAUCAAAGAGGCUCUCGAAGUUGCCAUCAAGGAAGAGGAAGAGACUGAUAACUACAUUUAUGUAAAGAACGAGCUAACCUCUAAGAUCUGUCAGUCCCUGAAAGAUAACAGCAUGAAGGUCUUACUCAGUAGUGGUGAUAACGUGUAUAUGUAAUUAUUAAAACAAAAUCA